GCGCUGAGUGUGGAAACCCCAAGUUGGGCCCCCGGGCAGCACAUCCUCUUCUCUUGUGUCAUCAGGCAGGCUCUGUCCUUCCCCCAUAAUCUCUCCAGGACGGGCACCGCUGCAGGGGCUGGGCUAUGGCCCCCCAUCCCACCACCCUCCUGUGCUUCACGCUCUGUCUGGGCCAGAUGAUCCGCACGUGCCGAGGGUCCCUGCCCAGGCCCUCCAUCACAGCUGAGCCAGGCCCUGUGGUCCCCUGGGGACAGCCUGUGACCAUCGUGUGCCAGGGCCCUGCUGGGGCUGAGACAUUCCGCCUGCAGUACAAGGAGAAUACGCAUAAGUACGAGGAUGAGAGUAACACGAUUCAAAUUGGUCCACACCAGACAGCGGCCAGGUUCCCCAUCGCUGCUGUAAGUGAAGACACUGUCCGGAAUUAUCAGUGCCUCUAUCAUCAAAGUGGCAUUUGGUCUGAGUCCAGUGAGACCUUGAAGCUGGUGUUGACAGGACCCCCUGGGGAUUUCAGCUCCCCCCACACGGAGCCCUCCUCCUCAGCUGGAGACACACGGACGCAUUCACAGGAUGGAAACAAUCCCGGCCCAUGGACAGAGCAUGUUUACAUUCUCAUCGGGGUCUCUGCAGCCUUUCUCCUUUGUCUCCUCCUCUUGGUCCUCCUCCUCCUCCAGCGCUGGCAUCAGAGGAAACAGGGGCCCCCCAGAAGCAAAGGCAAGGAGCCAGAGCCCCAGGAGAGGCUCAGCCCAGCUGUUGACGUCCUAGAUGGGACACCAGACCCGGCCACUGUCCACAGACUUCCUGAGAAGGACAGAGAGAUGGAAGCUUCGACCCCUGCUGACCCGCAGGAGGUGACAUAUGCCCAGCUGGACCACCGGACCCUCACACAGAGGGUGGCCAGAGCUGUGACCCCGCCGUCCACAGAGCCCGCAGCCGAGUCCAGCACAUACGCAGCCAUCUCCAGACACUGACCCCAAGCCCCCCUGGCCUCUGUAGCAAAGACACCGCGAGUCACUCUUACAAAAGCCUGAGGUGGAUAUUUGGAGGGUUUUGCCCUUUCUGGACAGUCAUCCUGUCAGGUCUCCUGGAGGCAAGAGCUGGAGUCCCCACAGCCCUGAUCAUCAUCUAGAAGAUUCAGCAGCCAUGUGGUCCCUCCCACAGUCAACUAGCUCCUUGGAGAGAAUGUGUAGCACCUGCUUCUAGAGACCCAGCUGGGGUCCCUUGGCUGUUUCCGGAGACCCAGCGGUGGUCCUACAGUCACCCAGCUGAUUCCAGACGUAUCCUAUGAAUCCCCCCCUGUCCCCGGAGAUCCAUUUUAACUGUCCUCUCAGCUGACUUGAUGAAAUUCCCAGGCUUCAGCUGUUGACCUUGACCCUGGGGUGUACUUAUGCAGCCAAUAGCACAGACCACGUCUUCUGGAACAUGCUUCACCUUGUUCCUCAGUAAUAAAUGUUCCCACAGGCC
Molecule: messenger RNA, 1461 nt
Organism: Phacochoerus africanus (Common warthog)
Lineage: Eukaryota; Metazoa; Chordata; Mammalia; Artiodactyla; Suidae
Product: leukocyte-associated immunoglobulin-like receptor 1
Exons: 10
Coding region: 126-968 (280 amino acids)
Source: RefSeq, a predicted model, not a curated record